AUGGCCUGCCGGCCGCGAAGCCCCUCUGGCUACGGGAGCCGCCGCGACGGCGACGCCAGCCCGCCGCCCCCGACGAGAUGGAGCCUCGGACGGAAGCGCAGAGCCGACGGGAGGCGCAGGAAGCCCGAGGACGCCGAGGGCCCCGCGAAGCCGGCGGGCGACGGCCGACCGGACAGUUUUACCACUCCUGAAGGCCCGAAGCCCCAUUCUAGAUGUUCAGACUGGGCAAGUGCAGUUGAAGAGGAUGAAAUGAGGACCAGAGUUAACAAAGAAAUUGCAAGAUAUAAAAGAAAACUCCUCAUAAAUGACUUUGGGAGAGAGAGAAAAUCCUCAUCAGGAAGUUCUGACUCCAAGGAGGCGGGGUCCACGGUGCCAGCUGACUUAGAGACAGAUGAGAGCGUCCUAAUGAGAAGGCAGAAGCAGAUCAACUACGGGAAGAACACCAUCGCCUACGACCGCUAUAUUAAAGAAGUGCCUAGACACCUUCGACAACCCGGCAUCCAUCCCAAGACCCCCAACAAAUUCAAGAAGUAUAGUCGACGAUCGUGGGACCAGCAGAUCAAGCUCUGGAAGGUGGCUCUGCAUUUUUGGGAUCCUCCAGCUGAAGAAGGAUGUGAUUUGCAAGAAAUACAUCCUGUGGACCUCGGGGAGAUGGAGACUGAGUCUGCAGAAAGCAGCUCCGAGUCCCAGACAAGCUCUCAGGAUAACUUCGACGUGUACUCUGGCACACCCACUAAAGUCAGGCACGUGGACUGCCGAGUGGAGGACGAGUUUGAUUUGGAAGCUUGUUUAACUGAGCCCUUGAAAGAUUUCUCAGCCAUGAGCUAACUGAUGCCACCUGGAGGCCACUGGGAGCGAGAGUUGCCUCCACCUGGCAGGUUGGGGGCCGGACGAGCAUGUGUCCUGUGUUGGUAACCGGAUGGUUUCUGUUCCUGGUUCAUUAUCGCAUUAUCUCAUGGUGAAUUGUUAUUCUUGCCUUAUUAUCUUAAGAAACGUUAAUUUUAUGUAUAGUGAAUGUAUCUUGCAUGUUUUAAAUUGUAUGUGGAACUAAAUCCAAGGAAAAUUGAACUUGACGCAGUCUUGAAAACUUAGUUGCUUAAUCUCUACCAUCCAAGUUAACUUGACAAGCAUAUUUUAACUGGUUUUCUACCAGUAUGUUAGACGUUAAGUUGUUACUUGUCAGAUGGCUGGUUUGGGGUUAGUCGCACAUUCAUGGGGCCAGUCAUGCAUCAGCUUUCUUUACUGGUAGCUGAGUAUUCUCAUAAUUGGAUAACUUUAGUAUCUUUAUGGAAACUUAAUUUUGGGCCCUUUUGUCAGUACGUCAAGGUGUGUUUUUUUUCCCUCCUACAGAGCACUGAAUAGUCGAAGGUAGUAAAUUGAGCUGUUAAGGGAUUUUAUGUAAGUUACACAGUCUUAAUUUGGUACUUGUAAAUAGCGCUAGGUAGGCCUUCUACCUGUAAUACUCCAAGAGUUAAGGCAGCAGAGGGGUUUAGAAAGAACAUUUUUUACAGUCAUUUAAUUUACCAUGUAAAAUUGCUGUAAAUGAUAACGUGUACAGAUUUUCUGUUCAAAUAUUCAAUUGUAAACUUCUUGUUAAGACUGUUAUGUUUCUAUUGCUUUUGUAUGGAAUGAUAUUACAAAAAUAAAAAGAA
This is a messenger RNA of Odobenus rosmarus divergens (Pacific walrus), 1652 nucleotides long. It is a transcript of the gene SLBP, whose product is annotated as stem-loop binding protein. Gene Ontology annotation, cellular component: cytoplasm; histone pre-mRNA 3'end processing complex. The record is from RefSeq and is a predicted model, not a curated record. The transcript is spliced from 8 exons. Lineage: Eukaryota; Metazoa; Chordata; Mammalia; Carnivora; Odobenidae. Bases 1 to 828 code for a protein of 275 amino acids. Gene Ontology annotation, biological process: mRNA 3'-end processing by stem-loop binding and cleavage; mRNA transport. Gene Ontology annotation, molecular function: mRNA binding; histone pre-mRNA stem-loop binding.